AUGCCACAGCGUUACUUUGACUCGGUGGCCAGAAACGAUGAAGAUACCCGAAAACAAAUAUACCCAUGUCACUCCAAGUUCCAAGACCCUUCCGAUGAGGUAGAAAAAGCCGGCUGGACGCUGGAUGAAGUUGAUCUCUUCGAAAUCAAUGAAGCUUUUGCAUCACAGUCUGUAGCUGUUGUCAAGGAACUGGGUAUAAACCCAGAGAAGGUAAACAUCCAAGGUGGUGCUAUUGCUUUAGGUCACCCUCUGGGAACGUCUGGGUGCCGCAUUCUGGUUACACUUCUCUACGCACUGGAGAGAACAGGAAAAAAGCGUGGCAUUGCUUCUUUGUGUAUAGGAGGUGGAAUGGGAAUAGCUAUGUGUGUUGAAAGGCAAUAAAUUACACCUAAAUUUUACUACAAGAACUGAAGAUACUCUGCAGCUAAGCUACUGACUGGAUAAAAUUGAGCUUUUAUUUUAGAGGUUACAGCCUGAUUCCAAUGAAAUGUAGGUGCAUUUUGUUUUUAUAAUGAACGUGUAAAGUAGUUCAAGUAGUCUUAAAACUAUUCAAAACUUCAGUCCACAUAAAAUGGUUCUGAAAAUUAGUGUAACUUUUAAAUAUUUGAUUAAAAGUACUGAAGUUUGAAAUCAUAGUAAUAUUGUGUAUGUGGAAUCCAUACUUUUGUUAAAAUUCAUAAACUCCUUCCUAUUAUCUCUCAAUUCAGAUUGACCAUUUUUUUCUUUAUGAAAUAAAUUGCUCAAUGUACCAUU
Molecule: messenger RNA, 753 nt
Organism: Callorhinchus milii (elephant shark)
Lineage: Eukaryota; Metazoa; Chordata; Chondrichthyes; Chimaeriformes; Callorhinchidae
Product: acetyl-CoA acetyltransferase, cytosolic-like
Exons: 3
Coding region: 1-381 (126 amino acids)
Biological process (GO): fatty acid beta-oxidation
Molecular function (GO): acetyl-CoA C-acetyltransferase activity
Source: RefSeq, a predicted model, not a curated record